GCCGCUCCCUAAGUGGCGGUGGCCAUCGCAUUCUCCUCCGAUUUAAUCAACGUUCACUUUCUUCCCCUAACAUUAUUUUGCCGCCGGGAAAAUGACACGGUUUUGUAUCAUAUACGAAUCCGACGCAAGAAUUCCCGACAAGAAGCAGCUGCUGACCUCCCCACUGGCUCUCUUGUUCUUCCUCCUGUCUGGCCGGCCAUGUCCGUGACCAUCCCCCGUCGCCAGCUCUUCAUCGAUGGCGAAUGGAGAGAACCACUCCACCAGAAGCGUAUCCCUAUCAUCAACCCCGCCACAGAAGAUACCAUAGGGGACAUACCCGCGGGGACCGCGCAAGAUGUGGAGCUGGCCGUGGCCGCCGCUCGGAGGGCUCUCACUCGAAACAGGGGAAGGGACUGGCCGCGUGCUUCUGCCUCCCUUCGUGCUAAAUACCUCCGCGCAAUCGCUGAUAAGGUAAUGGAGAGAAAGUCUGAGUUGGCCACGCUUGAGGCCCUUGACUGUGGAAAACCAUUGGAAGAAGCAGCAGGGGAUGUGGGUGCGGUUGCCGGGUGUUUCAAAUACUAUGCUGACCUUGCAGAAGCUUUAGAUGAGAAACGAACUGUGCUUUCUAUGCACACAUUUAAGAGCCAUGUUGUUAAGGAACCGAUUGGUGUUGUUGGUUUGAUCACUCCUUGGAACUAUCCACUUCUAAUGGCUGCUUGGAAAGUUGCUCCUGCUUUGGCUGCUGGAUGUGCGGCUGUGUUAAAGCCAUCAGAAUUGGCAUCAGUCACUUGUCUGGAGUUUGCUGAACUAUGUAAAGAAGCAGGACUUCCUCCUGGGGUCUUAAAUAUAGUGACUGGUUUUGGUACAGAAGCUGGUGCUCCUUUGGCAUCCCAUUCUCACGUUGACAAGGUUGCAUUUACUGGUAGCACUGAAACUGGUAGAAAGGUCAUGACUGCUGCUGCUGAAGCUGUUAAGCCCGUUUCUAUGGAGCUUGUUGGAAAAAGUCCGAUUCUUGUAUUUGAAGAUGUGGACAUUGACAAAGCUGUUGAAUGGACUCUGUAUGGUUGCUUUUUCACCAAUGGUCAAAUAUGCAGUGCGACAUCUCACCUUCUUGUUCAUGACACCAUCGCAAAGGAAUUUGUGGAGAAACUUGUUAGUAGGGCCAAUAGCAUAAAAAUAUCAGAUCCAUUGGAAGAAGGUUGCAGGCUUGGUCCUAUUGUCAGUGAAAAUCAGUAUAAAAGGGUAAUCAAAUAUAUUUCUACCGCCAAGGAAGAAGGUGCAACUAUUUUAUGUGGUGGUGGUCGACCACAGCAUUUAAAGAAAGGGUUCUAUAUUGCGCCAACCAUCAUAACAGACAUUGAUACCUCCAUGCAAAUCUGGAGGGAGGAGAUUUUCGGACCUGUUCUAUGUCUGAAAACAUUUAUAACUGAAGAUGAAGCCAUCAAGCUUGCUAAUGAUACACAUUAUGGCUUAGCCGGUGCUGUGCUUUCCAUGGAUCUGGAACGUUGUAAAAGAAUUACAGAGGAAAUUCAAGCAGGGAUUACGUGGGUGAAUUGCUCACAGCCAUGCUUCCUUCAGGCUCCAUGGGGUGGAAGAAAAAAUAGUGGCUUUGGGCGUGAUCUUGGAGAAUGGGGACUCGAUAACUUUUUAAACGUGAAGCAGGUGACUGAGUAUGUUUCAGAGGAUCAAUGGGGGUGGUACCAUCCACCGAAGCUAUAAAACUUGGACCAGAAAUGGGCUGUUCAAACAGGUAGCAUCAGUGUGUAUAUCUUUAUAAGAUGGGGACCAUGCAUUAGAAAUAAGGAUUUCAGCAUCCAUGUUAUGAUUUUUAAGUUCUCGCUGUUCUUAUUGUCAUCUAGAACUUGCAUUGAGAAUAAAAGCCAAUGGAAUUAUAAUUAUUUUAAUUUUUCUGAGGAAGAAUUAUGAUGUUGUUCUUAUCUACUGGAAAUUAAUUCAAAUUUACUUACAUUAUCUCGGUGGAAUAGA
Messenger RNA from Elaeis guineensis (African oil palm), 1965 nucleotides. Its product is annotated as aminoaldehyde dehydrogenase 2, peroxisomal. NCBI's taxonomy places the organism in Eukaryota, Viridiplantae, Streptophyta, Magnoliopsida, Arecales, Arecaceae. The record is from RefSeq and is a predicted model, not a curated record. Gene Ontology annotation, molecular function: oxidoreductase activity, acting on the aldehyde or oxo group of donors, NAD or NADP as acceptor.